Messenger RNA from Solea solea (common sole), 965 nucleotides. RefSeq names its product lactoylglutathione lyase-like. Gene Ontology annotation, molecular function: metal ion binding; lactoylglutathione lyase activity. The record is from RefSeq and is a predicted model, not a curated record. NCBI's taxonomy places the organism in Eukaryota, Metazoa, Chordata, Actinopteri, Pleuronectiformes, Soleidae. The transcript is spliced from 6 exons. Bases 92 to 706 code for a protein of 204 amino acids.
CCUCCCAGACUUGCACCGUGAACGCGCCUGUGGGUGAGAGUGUGGACGUGGGGACUGGACUGGUCCUGUGUGACUGACUGUGUCAGUGAAAAUGGUCGACAAAGGUCUGUCAGACGAUGCUGCGGCUGCAGCUUGUAAAGAUGGAGAUCCAAUGACUAAGGAUUUUACGAUGCAGCAGACUAUGUUGAGGGUUAAAGAUCCAGUGAAAUCCCUGGAUUUCUACACCAGAAUCCUCGGCAUGACGCUGCUGCAGAAGUUUGACUUCCCUUCCAUGCAUUUCUCUCUCUUCUUCUUGGGCUUUGAGGACAAAUACGAUAUUCCUACAGACGUGGAGGAUAAGACGUCGUGGACCUUUUCCAGGAGAGCCACCAUCGAGCUGACACAUAACUGGGGCUCAGAGUCUGACGAGCAUCAGUCUUAUCACCAUGGAAACUGUGACCCACAAGGCUUUGGACAUAUUGGAAUCUCUGUUCCCGACGUCUCCGCCGCCUGUAAACUGUUCGAAGAGCAAGGAGUCACGUUUGUCAAGAAGCCAGACGACGGCGACGAUGUGAAAUGCAAAGUUAAAGGCCUGGCUUUUAUUCAGGACCCUGACGGCUACUGGAUCGAGAUUGUGAGUCAAGAGUUGACGCCGUGUUACCUGCUGCAGACCGAACAUGCCGGACAUGAUGUGGCUUCACUGGACGAGCACAACAUCGAGGUUUAGUGAUGAAUUUCUCAGCCUGUGCUGCAGAGCUGAGCAGAAUCAGUUGCACAAAGGCACUCCGUGUGUCUUUGCUGUGCUUUUAUUGCACGUUGAUGAGCAAAUCCCAACUACAGUGUAGCUGGUUAUGUGCCAUCAAUUUGUAUGUUUUCAAAAUAAAUAAAAAAGGUUACUGUUUGGUAAAUGUAAGCACCAUCAUUCAGAUGAUUUGUUGAUUGAUUUGUUUAGAAACACCAUAAAAAUAAUAGGUAUUUUUGAUCAA